GAGGGAGCCCCGUCAUCGUGCCGCGGCGGGAACGUGGUAGCCCUCCAGCAUAGAGUGCCCCUUUCAACAACUUCCCGCAUCGCACUGCGGCUCCCUCGGAACGCCCUGUAUUGUUCGCAUUGUACUAUACACAUCGCUGUCCCACUUAGAUUCCUUCACAUACGCACGACUCUACGACCAAGAGCGCUUUGGGCGAGACCGCCUUUCCACGGGACUUCUGGCCCGCUUCCAGUUAUCCCGACGCCUAUAUUUUACAACCUCUGCACUCGCCUAUUGACGGAGCCGUGGGCUCGUGAGAAUGGAUGGUGAAAGCCCUGUGAAUCCGAUCUAGGGCCUGGCUUUUUACAGGGACGCGAGUUGAGCAAUCGCAAAGAUGACCGCUGGCGGGGAGGACGAUGAGGGCCGUCCGCCAUACCUUCAUGCUAUGAUAGCUGGUGGAAUUGGUGGCACGACUGGCGACAUGCUCAUGCACUCGCUCGACACGGUCAAAACGAGACAACAGGGCGACCCUCAUUUCCCGCCCAAAUACACAUCACUCGGCUCAUCCUACUACACAAUAUGGCGGCAGGAAGGCAUCAGACGAGGUCUCUAUGGCGGAUGGCUGCCGGCCAUGAUGGGGUCAUUUCCUGGCACGGUGCUCUUCUUUGGAACAUAUGAAUUCAGCAAGCGGCAUAUGAUCGAUUAUGGCAUUCAACCUCAUCUGAGUUAUCUCACAGCGGGAUUCCUUGGCGAUCUUGCUGCGUCGAUCGUCUACGUCCCUUCCGAAGUCCUUAAAACCAGGUUACAAUUACAAGGACGGUAUAACAAUCCUUAUUUCAAGUCCGGCUACAAUUAUCGCGGCACCUUUGACGCUGCCAAAGUCAUUGUCCGCACCGAGGGCUUUUCAGAGCUCUUCUCUGGCUACAAGGCUACGCUGUACCGCGACCUCCCCUUUUCAGCGCUACAGUUCAUGUUCUACGAGCAGUUCCUGGCCUGGGCGCGUGCCUGGAAAGACAGUAAAGACAUUGGUGUCCCACUCGAGUUCGCAACUGGUGCAGCAGGCGGCGGCCUCGCAGGAGUCAUUACUUGUCCCUUGGAUGUGGUGAAGACGAGGUUGCAAACACAGAUCGACACUCCGCCAGUCUUGACGCAUACCAAAGAACGAGCCACGACAGACACGAAGAGCAAAGUCAAGGAGACGCACUCCACUCCGUCAAAGGAAUACAAGCGGCCUAUAUCGACCUCCUCUCCAUCUACAUACACGCCAAAGCCAGGCGCCCUUACGCUGGAUACAGAGUCCGUUACUAAGGGCCUCCGCCUCAUCUAUCGCCAUGAAGGUAUAGGAGGCUGGUUCAGAGGCGUGGGCCCGCGUGCUGUCUGGACCAGUGUUCAGAGCGGAUGCAUGUUGUUCUUAUACCAGACCAUAUUGAAGAAUCUGGACGUCUGGUUCCCAUCUGAGACACCCGAGCUCAUUGUAUAAUACUGGCGACAGAGAUACCGAUUGGCCGUCUUGUACGAUGUUAAGGUUUUUUUUUCUGGCGGAGGCAGUCGCUGUAGACUAAGGAAGCAUUUGCAUGGCGUUGUGUGGGAAUAAAGACAAGGAUUAGACAUGUCACUAUAGAAGCCAUCAGUCCCACGCGGAGGGGGACUUGUAAGUAAGAAUCACAGAAAUACACUCAGCUUACGAUCGCGCG
Molecule: messenger RNA, 1673 nt
Organism: Microdochium trichocladiopsis
Lineage: Eukaryota; Fungi; Ascomycota; Sordariomycetes; Xylariales; Microdochiaceae
Product: mitochondrial carrier domain-containing protein
Exons: 3
Coding region: 374-1459 (361 amino acids)
Biological process (GO): magnesium ion export from mitochondrion
Molecular function (GO): magnesium ion transmembrane transporter activity
Source: RefSeq, a predicted model, not a curated record